This is a messenger RNA of Vespa velutina, 5111 nucleotides long. RefSeq names its product kelch-like protein 10. Gene Ontology annotation, molecular function: protein binding. Bases 1970 to 4258 code for a protein of 762 amino acids. The transcript has 9 exons. The record is from RefSeq and is a predicted model, not a curated record. NCBI's taxonomy places the organism in Eukaryota, Metazoa, Arthropoda, Insecta, Hymenoptera, Vespidae.
CUCCUCCCACACACCUCUGUCUCUUUCUCUCUCUCUCUCUCUCUCUCUCUCUCUCUCUCUGGCUCACUGUCUCACUGUAUUCACUCGCUCACUCCUCGCAUGUGUCGUAAGUAAGUACAUGAGUCACUGAAUUUAGUUUGAAAGCGUCGUUUACCGCACGCGCUUACUCCCAACGUGCCCUCUUCUUUCUCCGUUCCUUCCUACCAAUGCGUCUCCCACCGCGAAUCCCCUACGAGGUUUUUGUAUCUACAUAUGUACGAGAGAGGUAACGUGCGUGCGCGUGUGCGUGAGUCUGGGUUGGGAUACACGAGACAAAGUUCUAAGCGCUUUACCAUACGCACCACAUGUCAAACAUAGCGCGUAUCAAAGUAACUUUGCCGGUUGACACGUGUAUGCCCCUUUAGAAUAAGACUCGCCGAUUGAAUGAUCGCAUAUAUUUUCCCUCGCGUUUAUUUUGUCUCGUCUCGCCGUAAAAAGGAAAGCAAAUUGUUCGUCUGAUUCGCGUUACGAUGUAGAAAGAAAAGAAAGAAAAGAAAAAAAAGAAAAAUGAAAAAUUAACAAAUACUUUCGGAGAUGAAAAAUCAAAUUGUAUCACUUUCAUUCGAACGAAAAUAAAAAUCGCCGGCCUAUUUAAACGUCUAAUUAAACGUCAUUCGAACGUAUAUGAUCGUUCUGUAAACGUGAAAAAGGAGAAAUCUUAAUAAAAAGUCGUCUUGAUAAAAACGACGAUGAAAAAAAAACGAAGAUAAAAUUAAUAAUAAUAAUAAUAAUAAUAAUAAUAAUAAUAAUAAUAAACGGAGAGAAGGUAAAAUCGAAGCAGUAAACAAGAUGCAAGCUAGUAGCGCGAAAAGUCUCCCUUUUGUUAUAUUUAGACGUUUUCCAUACCUUUAUAAUCCCGCUGGUUCUCCCGAAGUCACGAGAAGCCGAGAUGAUAGAGACUGAAACGAAAGCGAAACGUGUCUCUCGGUUAGAGUACGCGCGCACACAAGCACAUACGCAGAGACGCGCGCGCGCGCGCGCGCACGCACGCACGCACGCACGUACGGAAAUGGAUAAGAGGAAAAGGGGGCAAGAAACGAAGAAACAAACACGCACGAGAGUAUCGAGAUUCCAGGCUUCAACGAGGUGUGGUUGGUGAUCGGGUUCCUACUGAAAGAUCGAGACUCGCCUAAAUUCCCACGGCAAGUGAAUGCGCACACACCCUAUAUAGCUGGAUAUUGAUUGGCGCGGGGUUGCGUGCCAACACGCGACGCACGUGUGUACGUGUCGACUCGCUGCGUUAGCGACUCGCGCCCCCUAGACAGCCCUUAACCUUCCAUCCAAUGCUGCUCCUCCUCCCUGUAUACCCCUCAGCCGCCGUAAGAUUAGGGAUUCACCAUUUCACGAAGGGCGAGAAAGCGACAUCGACCCCGCCCUUGAAAUGAGAACCUGCCACCGUCGUCUUCGAACGUCAAAUCUUUCAUUUGUAUUUUCUUAGAUUUGCUUAAAAAUUAUAUUUUCAAUUCACAAAUUUGUCCGUUUUCCUGAUAAACUUUUCAUCUACAUACGCGAGAAGAAUUUUCUAAUUCAAAAAAUAUUGUUGAAACAUUCGAAAUCUUUGAUAAAACGAUGAUAUUUGGAUGUUCGAAUGAAAGGAAGCGUCCGAAGUGUAAUUUUCCCCGUAUCGGCCAACCUCUCUCGGCUCACAACUAACUAUUUAGGAGGAGUGAUUUAAAAAAAAAAGAAAAAAAAAAAAAAAAAAAGAAAUAGAAAAAAAAAACAAAAGAAAACAGAGAGAGAGAAGAAGAGAAAAAUAAAAAUGUCUCAUUUUCAAAUGAUAUUCAUUCAAAAUGGAAGAAUUCCAAUCGGAAGUACGAUACGAGUCGAAUUCGAUUAACGACUUUCUCUCAGCCGCGAUCGAACACGAUCGAUCGAGCUAAGAGUAGUAUCAGGCAAACUCGAAUGUGGAAAUUUUUGGCCUUCGUCUGUCAUGGCCGCGAGUCUCCGCGGUUACGUUUGGACAGGGUUUGAUAAUAACGAGAGCGAAGAGGAUUCGAGGGAGGAAGAUUUGAGAGGAGUUUUUCGUCGGCGAGGAGGAACCAAUAGAGGAAGACCAGCACGAAAUCCAUUGCUGAUCCUCCGGCCGUUACUUUCAUCGUUACCAGGUCGUCGACUUGGUUCAAGGCCACGAACCGACGGACAAUUACGUCAGGAUGACGCUCAGGAAGCUAUCGUUGCCCAAUCAAAUAUUACGAGACGUCGUUUUCGUACUGCCGCUGUUCUUGCACUUAAACAGUGCAAGAGAAAACAGGCAGCCAGAGUGAGGAAGUGUGUUUGUCUCCCCUCCAAUUACGCCCUGGUCGAGUUCCCAAUUGUCUGGUCGGAACUUAGAGCAAAUCGACAACUUUGCGACGGUGCUAUCAGAUGUGCCAAGGAUGAGUUUUUUCCUGUUCAUCGAGCCAUACUUUCAGCGGUUAGUCCUUACUUCAAAGCCCUCUUCACCAAUAGCCUCAAGGGUGGAAAGAGCGAGACUACCGAGGUAGUCAUCGACUCGGUACCCAGCGAAAUCUUCGCUCUGAUACUCGAUUAUGCUUACACUGGCACCUGCAACGUUAACGCGGACAACGUAGAGCAACUCUUACCUUUGGCAGAUCAAUUCGAGGUCCUUGGCGUUGUCCAGCUCUGUUGUCAAUUUCUCUUGCAAGAACUCAAACCGGACAAUUGUCUAGGAAUCUUCAAAUUUGCACGUCAUUAUUUCUGCCGGGAUCUCGAAGAGAAAGGCCGAAGAUACAUUCGUCAUCACUUCAAACAUAUACUUUACGAGAGUUCAGAGUUCAAGGAAUUGCAGUCGGAGGAAUUGGAGUCAAUAUUAGAGGACGACGAACUCAACGUGAAAAAUGAAGAGAUAGUAUUCGAGGCCGUUAAAACCUGGGUCGAGUAUAAAGUGGAUGAGAGGAAGAUUCACGUGACAAAGUUGCUGGAAUGUAUUCGUUAUGGAUCAAUGAGCUACAAUUAUUUCGCUGACAACGUCCUCAAUUGGAAACUCAUUCGGGAAAACGAAGCCUGUCAACGAACAUUGCAGUCGGCAAAAGCUUACCUAACCGAACAAGACAACAAACAGAACGGAGAAAUCGACAUGAAGAAUCCGUUGUCGAGACCACGAGUACCCUACGAAAUACUUUUUGCGAUUGGCGGUUGGAGUGCCGGUUCACCGACCAGUUUCGUCGAGACUUACGACACGAGAGCUGACAGAUGGUUUCUAUCAGUAAGCACGGAUCUGACGCCACGAGCUUAUCACGGGAUAUGCGCUCUCAACGAUCUCAUCUACAUGAUUGGAGGAUUUGAUGGGAAUGAACACUUUAACACCGUCCGAUGUUUCGAUCCAGUGACGAAGGAAUGGCGUGAACGAGCUUGCAUGUACCACGCUAGGUGUUAUGUUAGCGUUUGUACGCACGGUGGCAAGAUAUAUGCAUUAGGAGGAUACAAUGGAAGAACCAGAAUGAAUUCGGCCGAACGAUACGAACCACAGAAGAAUCAAUGGGAAAUGAUACCGCCGAUGAAUCGACAACGUUCGGACGCUAGUGCGGCUGCACUCCGCAAUAAGAUUUAUAUCGUUGGCGGUUUCAAUGGUCAGGAAAUCCUCGACUCCGCCGAGGUCUACGAUCUCGAAAGCAAUCAGUGGAGUUACAUUCGAUCGAUGAUCAGUCCUAGAUCCGGUGUCUCGUUGGUUGCUUUUCGAGAUAGUCUUUACGCUCUGGGCGGCUUCAACGGCUUCAUUAGGCUAAGUUCCGGAGAACGUUACAGUCCUAACAACUCCGAGGAUUGGCAGGAAGUCACCGAAAUGUUCAGUCCACGAAGUAAUUUUGCCACCGUGAUCCUCGACGAUAUGAUCUUUGUAGUUGGAGGUUUCAAUGGUACAACCACUAUCGCCUACGUUGAGUGCUACGAUGCGGAUAGCAACGAGUGGUACGACGCGUCGCCGAUGAAUCUCAAUCGGAGUGCACUCAGUGCCUGCGUGAUAUCUGGUCUAUCAAACGCACGAGAGUACUCCUACCUCAGCAAAGUACGAGAUCUUGGUCAAGGUCAAGCAACUACGAAUGGUCGUGUAAAACCGGAUCAAGCUGGAGAAGGUCCUACCGAGACGAACAUUGCCAUGAUCAUAGACGAAGCAAUUGGUAUGAAUGCUGCUGGACCUAUUGACGGUAUGGCCGAGGGUGCUCUUGGAAAUUUUCACGAGGAAAACGACGAAGCGCCAGAGGACUUUCGUAACGUCGAAUAGGACGGAACGCUAUCCUUUCUAAUUAUUUAUUAUUAUUUUAAGAAAUUAAAAAAACGCACACACAUGCACACGCACACACACGCACACGCACGCACACGCACACGCACAAAAGCACACACAAAAUCAUAUCGUUAAUCGGAAGCAAAGCAACAUUUCUACAAAAGAUUCAAGAUCAAACAACUUUACAAAUUUUUAUCCUUCAAUCGAUUUAGCAAUUUAUCGUUUUAGCAAAUUUUUUAUGCGAUAUUGAUAUCUUUUUUAUUUUUUUCUUUUUUCUUUUCUUUUUUUUAAUCUUUGUAAAAUUUACAAGGGACACGUUAAUUUCACGCGUGUAUAUACGAUUUUAAUUUCUCUGAUUAUCACGUACGUCUAUGACUUUUAUCUAUAGUGUCUCAAACACGUUUAUUUUGAAGAUAUAAAGAACGAAAUGGUGAAAAUUAUUUCGAAUUUUUAUUCUCGCACGUGUAUCUUCCGAUUGUGUUCGUUAUCGUGAUUGUUAUGUAAUCAGAGAGAUAUUUAAUCCUAUUAAUAAAACUAUAUAAAUGUGUCUUUAUUCCUUUCUUUUUUUUCUUCUUUAUGAAAGUAUAGAGCAAGCUGAAGAUAAAAAUCAGGUUAUUGGCAUGCAGCCGGUCCCCUUCAUUAAUAAAUCGAGAUUUUGUAUUAAUCUAUCUCUUUAUGUAUAGAUUUAUUUCAUUUUUUCUCAUAUGUACGCAUAUAUUAUGUAUAGUGUAUACAUUGUUACUUCUUCAUUGGUGUUUCUCCUUUAACGACAAACUUCUUUACUUCUUGUACUUCUCUCUUCCCCGCCUCUCAUUCUCUCUCUCUCUCUCUCUCUCUCUCUCUCUCUCUCUCU